CCCCUACCAUGGUGGUUACAAAAGCAAGCUUAUUUUGUGCCAUUUCUUUCCAGAGGAAGACCAGAGACAUCUACAAAGAACUUGCCAAGAAGGAUGACUUUGAUGGUUACAACUUUGAAGAAAUGUUUAAUUCUGCCACCAACAAGGACGUCACCCAGCGCAUCAUCAAGGCUGUGAUUGAUGUCAGUGGGAAAGGCGACUUUCCACAUUUGCAUAUUGAAGAGGCAUUAAGGAUCUACUUCAGAAGCCUGAGAGAUCAACAUAAACGUCAAUCGAAGGGGAUAGACAAUGCCCAUAAGAUUAAGUGCCGCCGGCAAAUACGUCUUAGAGAGAAGUGUGAACAACUCGAAAGAGCUUUGCAAGUGAGUGGUUGGGAUGAAGACGCAUGA
Messenger RNA from Lineus longissimus, 389 nucleotides. RefSeq lists its product as uncharacterized. Lineage: Eukaryota; Metazoa; Nemertea; Pilidiophora; Heteronemertea; Lineidae. The coding region runs from base 9 to 389 and encodes 126 amino acids. The record is from RefSeq and is a predicted model, not a curated record. The transcript has 4 exons.